Batrachochytrium dendrobatidis JAM81 is the source of this 438-nucleotide messenger RNA. RefSeq lists its product as uncharacterized. The record is from RefSeq and is a predicted model, not a curated record. The transcript has a single exon. The coding region runs from base 1 to 438 and encodes 145 amino acids. Lineage: Eukaryota; Fungi; Chytridiomycota; Chytridiomycetes; Rhizophydiales.
AUGUAUUGGAAAGAUGUGUACGACAUUGAUCGAGAAUCACCACGCAAUCAGUAUAUAGGAUCGCUUGAAGUACCAAAUGGUCGAUGUGCAGUUUAUCCCAAUCGAUAUCAACACAAGGAACAAUCAUUUGAACUUGCAGAUCCAACUCAACCAGGACACUGCAAGAUUCUGACAUUUUUUGUAGUGAAUCCAUCUUGUCGGAUUGUUUCGACUGCACAUGUGGCUCCGCAACAACCACAAUGGUACAACUCGAGUCUUGAUAAGGCACCCAUACCGCCUGAACUGUGGAAUGAUAUCACGCAGUAUAUUCAAGGUGUUCAAUCACCAGCUGAAACCAAACACCAUCGAGAUAAAUUGACAAGUGACCGAACUCAAAUCAUAAGAGUAUACAACGAAUACAUAUAUGAGCAGGUGUAUAAUCUUGGUCCUUGGCAGUGA